UGAGAGAUUGUUGAUGCACUGAAGUAAAAAUACUGCAAUCCAACUUUUCAGGCGUGGAUGAGGACUUUCCUUUUAAGUACGGUCAAACAACGUGUUAGUGAGCAGAUUUCCUGCAAGGUGCGUGCUCGUUACUUCAGCAUCUUUAGACAUUUCCUCCACUUUCCCCAAAUCUUUCUUUUUUAUCAGUAUGAAGUGCAGAUAUGGCUAGGAGUAGCAAGUCAGUAGCAAGGACCCUGGAGGAUUUGACGCUAGAUUCGGGUUAUGGUGGAGCCGCCGACUCCUUCAGAUCUUCCAGUGCGUCGCUGUGCUGCUCAGAGGCACAUGGGGGAAAUUACUGGCAUUUAACCGACUCCAUGCACAGUCGACACAACAGCCUGGACACUGUUAACACGGUCCUGGUCGAAGACGCCGAGAUCCUGGAGUGCAGCGGGCAGUGCGCUAAACUACCCGAGCUUGAGGAUGUGCCGUGGAGCCUCGGGGAAGUGGCGAGCGCACUCAGCAAGGACAAGGAGAUGAGCCUCCCGACCCCCCCGCAGGACGUCCUGCACAGAUUCUCGGUGCUGGUCAGCCGCGUCCUGGUCAGGGUCGCCAAGGAGGCGCAGCGCUUGAGUUUGCGUUACGCCAAAUGCACUAAAUACGAGAUCCAAAGUGCCACAAAGAUCGUGCUGUCGUGGACGGUCUCGAUGAGCUGCAUCAGUGCGGCCGUCGGUGCCUUGUCCCUGUACAGCAUGAGCACGGAGGAGGACAAGUUCAGCCGCGGCAAGUCGGCGCGCUGCGGGCUCCUCUUCAAUGUGGGGAAGUUCUUCAGGUGGAUGGUGGACAGCAGGGUGGCGGUCAGGAUCCACGAGCACGCGGCGAUCUACCUGGCUGCCUGCAUGGAGAGCCUCUUCCGCGACGUGUACGCGCGGGUGCUGCGCAGUGCGCUCCUGGAGCGCGACAACGGGAUCCCCAAGUUCACCGUGGAGCUCCUGGAGCAGGCCGUCAGCGGUGAUGCAGAAAUAUGGGGCUCUCUGCAGCCCUGGCAGCACCUGAUUUGUGGGAAGAAUGCAAGCGGCGUGCUGAGCCUACCGGAGGGUCUGACUCUUCACAGGGACCAGCAGCAGCAGCGAGGUGGGAAAAGCGGGGAUGGGAACAGCUACAGUCAGACAGAACUGAGAUCCACUGAGCAGUGCUUACUGGCCACGAGGGUGGGGAGCAUCUCUGAACUCAGUGAUCUCGUGUCCAGAGCUAUGCACCAUCUUCAGCCGGUGUACACCAAGAACCACAGCAACGGGACACCGAUCCACCCAAAGUGCAACGUGAUUCACUGGGCUCCUGAAGCCAUCUACACACUGUGUUACUUCAUGCACUGCCCACACAUGGAGUGGGAGAACCCAAAUGUCGAGCCAUCCAAGGUCACAUUACAGACAGAGAGGCCGUUCAUGGUGCUGCCUCCUCUGAUGGAGUGGGUCCGAGUGGCCGUGGUCCACACCGAACACAGACGGAGCUUCUCGGUGGACAGCGAUGACGUCCGGCAGGCUGCCAGGCUGCUGCUGCCUGGAGUGGACUGUGAACCCCGCCAGCUCCGAACAGACGACUGCUUCUGUGCCUCAAGGAAACUGGACGCCGCCUCUACCGAGGCUAAGUUCCUGCAGGACCUGGGCUUCCGUAUGCUCAGCUGCGGACGCACGGACCUGGUAAAGCAGGCCGUCAACCUGCUUGGGCCAGAUGGAAUCAACAGCAUGAAUGAGCAGGGGAUGACACCGCUGAUGUACGCUUGUGUACGAGGAGACGAAGCCAUGGUGCAGAUGCUACUGGAUGCAGGAGCGGACAUUAACAGCGAGGUGCCAAACACAGUUCACAAGCAUCCCUCAGUCUUUCCCGAAACGCGGCAGGCGACGCCCCUCACUUUCGCUGUGUUACACGGACAUGUGCCUGUGGUGCAGCUGCUGCUGGAUGCCAGAGCCAACGUGGAGGGAUCCCUGCAGGACGGGAUGGAAAACUACACAGAGACGCCGCUGCAGCUGGCUGCCGCUGCAGGUAACUUUGAGUUGGUGAGUUUGUUGCUGGAACGGGGGGCCGAUCCCAUGGUGGGAACCAUGUACCGGAAUGGCAUUUCUACUGCGCCACAGGGAGACAUGAACUCCUACAGCCUGGCUGCAGCCCACGGACAUAGAAACGUGUUUCGUAAGCUGCUGUCCCACACAGAGAAAGGGAAAGGGGAUGUACUCUCCUUAGAGGAGAUGCUGGCUGAAAGUUCAGAGCUGGAAGCUGGAAGUUCGUCAUCUCAGCUUGACCUUGUUCGGACCGGAAAGGCCAAACUUAAAGCUCUUAAAGAAGCCAUGUACCACAGCUCUGAACACGGGCACGUUGACAUCACCAUAGACAUACGGAGCCUCGGGGUCCCAUGGACUUUGCACACUUGGUUGGAGUCUCUGCGAACGUGUUUUCAUCAGCACCGCCGACCUCUGAUCCAGGGUCUCCUGAAAGAGUUCAGCUGCAUCGAGGAAGAGGAGUACACAGAGGAGCUCAUCACGCAUGGCCUGCCACUCAUGUAUCAGAUCCUCAGGGCCAGCAAGAAUGAAGUGAUCAGUCAGCAGCUGGCUGCGAUCUUCACCCAGUGUUACGGCCCGUAUCCUAUCCCCAAACUGACGGAGAUAAAGAGGAAGCAGACAUCACGUCUGGAUCCUCACUUCCUGAACAAUAAGGAGAUGUCUGAUGUGACCUUUUUGGUGGAGGGGAAACCUUUCUACGCCCACAAAGUUCUGCUCUUCACAGCCUCCAACAGAUUCAAAAUUCUGUUAGCAAACAGACCUUGUGGUGAAAACACGUGCAUCGAAAUCAGCAAUGUCAAAUAUCACAUAUUUCAGCUGGUGAUGCAGUAUCUUUACUGUGGAGGGGCGGACGCGCUUCACAUCAGGAACACUGAUGUCAUGGAGCUCUUGUCUGCAGCCAAGUUUUUCCAGCUGGAAGCGCUUCAGAGACACUGUGAGAUCAUCUGCACGAAGAACAUCAACACGGAAACUUGUGUUGAGAUCUACAAUCACACAAAGUUCCUCGAUGCCCCAGACUUGGCGUCGUACAUCGAAGGCUACUUCCUGAAGAACAUGGUCAUCCUGAUUGAGCUGGAGCCGUUCAAACAGCUGCUCUACGAUGCUCCGCCUGAAGGCCCCGGCUCCGACGUCCUGCAGGCCUUGGAGAGAACCCUGGCCAUUCGAAUCCAGUCCAUCCACUUGUCUUCCUCCAAGGGCUCCAUCGUCUGAACUCUCAAUGCCCAAAACCAGAGUUUAACCAUCAGAUUUACAUCAGAGACACUAGAAUGAUUGCUGGAUUAUUUACGGUUAAAGAGUCCAUUUUAUGAUCCUCGUCUCUUUGAAACUCAUCAAACAGCUAAUAUGCUUCUUGUUAUCUUAGCACAGAUGGUUACGAGUCCAUCCGUCUGCCUUGUUGAUGUCUACUAACACAACUAUCACACAGUAGCCGUAUUAAGCAGAAACUUGCCAAUAACCAACCAAACGCAAUCAUCAGAGCUUCUGAACACACGGCUCAAUAAGCAACCCCCGCAUGGUGCGAGGGGGAACCGAUGCCUCGUGGUGAAACAUUUGGACCGGCACAGAAACAGAUUAUUUGUAUAUUUGUGAGUCACAUCUGUGCUGAUUACUCCAUGAAGCCAAACGAAGGAAAAGAAAAUGUGAUGUGACUGAAACACGCGAGCGUUUGGGACUGGGCAGAGCGGAGGACUUUUAAAACCUCCGCUGCUUUGUACAUUUUGUCAAAUAAAACAGAGAUAUUGUAAGUUAAUGUACAUAUAACCAUUGUUUAUUGUUUUUCUCAUGCGUCUCACUGUUGGAUAUUGUUGUAAAAACACAAAGUUCGUCUUAUAAAUAUCUGUGUUUGUGUUGCAUGUCAGAGAGAGGACUUCUGUUCACGCUGUUGGGACAUUUCCCAUUACGGAUCUAGUUUUCACCAUCAGCAUGAGUCACUAAUAACAUGUCGCCGUAAAACAGUGUCAUGUUUUUAUUUGUGGGAGGCCACAGGGCUGCACAGGAAUCGGUUAGGCGAUCACAUGAGACUUUCCUUUAUAAAUACCAGAGUAAACAACAAUAAGUUUGUUUUUAGUUUCAUGUGUUGCAAACAUUUUCUACCAGACAGAUCAAUCAAUAAUUCUGUUUGAUGGAAAAAAAGAAAAGAGAAAUUUAAGAGCUGCCUGCCGGUGCUUUGUUCUCAGCAGAAAAAGGUCAGAUCUCCAUUGGUUGGGGGUUUAAUGUGACACCCAGCAGCGCACACAGCACAGCCGUCCCAAAUGAUGAGGAAAAAAAACAACAGCGUACGAAAUUUGAUCCACAGCUCUCUCGUGGUUUGGAACCCCCAAAAUGUUAAUAAAACCUUAUGAACAACAU
Molecule: messenger RNA, 4379 nt
Organism: Nothobranchius furzeri (turquoise killifish)
Lineage: Eukaryota; Metazoa; Chordata; Actinopteri; Cyprinodontiformes; Nothobranchiidae
Gene: abtb3b
Product: BTB (POZ) domain containing 11b
Biological process (GO): SMAD protein signal transduction
Molecular function (GO): protein heterodimerization activity
Source: RefSeq, a predicted model, not a curated record